AAGCGGUGACUCACUCGGCAAGCAUUGUAGUGUUCGUUUUGUGUGUUGUUGUACAUGUAGGCCUACACCGUGCAAUUUUAGUCAGAGCAGCAAUGAGUAGUGCUGAAAGGAACUCAUAAUCGUAAUGUUUGUGCACAUCAUGUUUCCAACGAAGUGUCAUGGGUAUUUCGCACUAGGUGUUACGGUUUUGUGUACUGGCCGGUAACACAUUAGAAACGUGACCAGCAAGAUACUAUGUGACAGUCAUGUAAAGAGUUUAACUGUGCCAAUGCCAGGAAGUGAAAUAAUAAUGACUUCUUCAGAAGCAACUGAGUUUAUGAAGUCCCCAUUGGUGGAGUGGGUGAAGACGUUCAACACCAGCAAUGAGCUGCUCAUGUUUAGUGAUUUGUAUGAAGGAGUGUUCCUCAACGAUGUCAUGUUUCAGAUCGAUUCGCGGUUAUCGGACCGGGAGGGCCGGACGGUUGUGCGUGCGGUGGACAGCGUCAACGCGCGCAUCCAGAACUUUGACAUCCUUCUGCAGUCUAUCAAGAACUUCUACGAGGAUGUGCUGGAACAGACGAUAGUCAUGCAGCUGCCCAGCGUCGUCGCCGUCUGCAAGAACCCAGAUUCAGUGGCCGGAGUCAAGGAGCUGGAGCGGCUGCUGCUGCUGGUGCUCGGCUGCGCCGUGCAGUGCGACAAGAAGGAGGACAUGAUCGACAACAUCCAGAACCUCGACCUGUCCAUACAGCACGCGAUGGUCUCUUUCAUCCAGCAGGUGACGGACAACACAGAGAACUUGCUCACGCAGGAGUGGCAGGAGCUGGGAGAGUUCCCACAGGACCAACAGGAGCUCAUGUACAAGUCACUGUACGGCCUGUGUCGGCGACUAGUGCGAGAGCGGGACGACUUUCAGCAGCAAAUUCUCGAGCUGACUCUGUGCGCGGAGAAGCUAAUGACGCCCCCGAUCCACCCCGGCAGCAAGGAGGACUCGCACCACCUCGCCGUCGAGCUCGCCGACAGCAAGGCGAAGCAGCGCCGACUGCGGCAGGAGCUAGAGGAGAAAAUUGAAUUGUGCUCAGAAUUACAGGAGGAACUGGAUCUUUCAAAAGCACUCUCUACGAAAUUAAAACAAGAGAAUUUGGAGUUAAUCCAGGACGCGCGAUCAGCACGAGCCUACAGAGAUGAAUUGGACGUUGUGCGGGAGAAGGCGAGCAAGGUAGAGAAGCUGGAAGCAGAGCUGCUCAGGUUCAAGGAUAAACUCAAUGAGAUGGAAUUCUUCAAAGCGAGAUUCGAGGAGGUGAGGGAGGACAACCACAUUCUGCUGGAGACGAAGCACAUGCUGGAGGACCAGCUGAGCGCGAGCCACAAGCGCGUCGAGACGAUCAUCGACCUUGAGAACGACCUCAUGAAGUGCAAGGCGCAGAUCAGCGAACUCGAGGAGGAGCGUGAGGCGGACAAGGAUCGGCUGGAGCGGCUGACCGCGCAGAACAUACAGCUUCACUUCGACAAGACAAACUCGAUCAACGAGUCGGCGAACCUCGGAGCUGAGCUGGACGACGCUCGGCGCAUCUCUGCAGCGAAUGCUAGUUUCUGCGCGGAGAUGGAAUUCUUCCUGGACCGUGAACAAUUCACGAACUCCCUCUCGGAGCAGCUCGGCGAGUCGGCGAGUGGCGCCAUCUUGCGGCUGCAGCUGGAAAACAAGAGGCUGCAGCAGGCACUGAAGGACGCGCAGACAGGCGCCGCCGUCGAGACGAACGCCCGCGCGCUCGAGCUGGACAGCGAGAACAAACGGCUCAGCGAGAAGCUGGAGAAGCUGCAGAAGACGGUGAGCGAUGGGCACGCGGGCGCAGCUGGGCGGCUGGAGCAGAACGCCGACACGCCUGCUAACGCGACUCGAGCGCGAGAACAAGAGGCUGCACGAGGGCGGCCGCGGAGUCUGUCGCGCGCUGCGUUCCCACGCCGAGUACGAGUGCGAGCUGCUGGAGCGUCGCUGCGGCGACGCGGCGACGACGCGUCGCCCGCCGGCGUCGAGUUUGAGCGCCGAGUGCGAGCGGCUGGGAAAGAGGGGCGCCGCCGUGCGGAGGGCCGCCGAGAAGUGCGAGCGGGAGCGGGCCGCAACUCGAGGUGGAUCAACCGCAAGCUGGCGAAGGUGGUGGCGAAGCUGCGCGCGGGGGUGGGCCACCGACGCCCGCCUGGCAGCGCGAGCGGCGGCAGCGCGCGCAGCGGGGGCGCGGAGCGAGCAGGGUCGCGCGCGAUCGCCAGCGGCGGCCGCGAGAGCGAGCGGGUCGCGCGCGACGCGGCGGCGGCCCGCGACGCGGCGGCCGCGGCAGAGGACGCACGGGACAGCGCCGUGGCUGACAGCGAGCGUCUGCGUGAGGAGCUGACGUCGCGCGACGCAGAGCGCGAGCGCGCCGAGACGCGGCUCGUCGACGCCGACGCUGCCGCUGUGCGUCUCCAGAGGGCGCUGGACGCGGCGUCGCGGCGCGGCGAGGACGCGCGCACCGAGGCCGGGGAGCUUGCCGACGAGAACAAGCAGCUGCUGAAGCUGGUCGAGUCGCUGAAGGCGCAGACGCGACGGCUGGAGGAGGUUGCGCGCGACAACCAGCAGCUGGAGGAGGAGAGCGCGCGGCUGGAGCGUGAGAGCAAGUCGCACGAGAAGGAGAGCACGCGCCUGCGAGCCACGCUCGAGCUGAAGGAGUCGACGAUCGACGACUGCAACGUGCAGAUCGUCGAGAUGCAGCGCGAGAUGAAGCGGCUCGGACGCGAGCUGGAGCGCAGCAAGGACGCGGUGACGCGCGCACGCGAGCUCGAGAAGGAGAACGGAGACACGCUGCAGCAGCUCGCCUUCGACAAGAAGACGAUGGCUGCACUGCGAGAGGACUUGGUAAAUGAGAAGAUAAAGGCACAGCAGGUGCACAACGAGUUGGAGCAGCUAACGACGGAGCUAGCAAAGAUCGGACUCGAUCGGCAGAAACUAGUCGCCUCCGAACAGACGCAGGAUGAAAACCGGUACAAGGCCUUGGAAUCGAUGAUGGAAGGCACCAUGAAAAAGAGCUUAGAGCUAAAGGAGGAGAAGGUGCGCGCAUUGGAGAGUCGGCUGGAGGAGUCAAUCAGCAGGAACCAGUCACUGAGAGAGGAGGUUCAGGGAAUCAGGUGCAAAUAUGAAGCCAUGCAGCAGAGAAUUGAGGAGGAGAAGAAAGCUGAUAACUCUAGUGGAGUUCUGUGUGGUUUCAGUAUGCCGAGGAGCGAGGACAGCAACAAGACAUCAGCCAGCCUAACGGGAGAGAUCCUGCAGCUCAAGGAUCACCUCAUCCUGGUCGAGAGAACCAAUGCCACUUUACUGGAGGAGAAGAAGAACCUGUGCUUUAGACUGACGAGCGUGGAAGAGCAGGCGAAACUAUCCAACGAUCAGACUAACAACCUGCGAGAACAGAACUCGCAGCUACAGUCUAAUCUUGCUAAGCUACAGGUGGAGAGCACGACACUGCACUCACGCAUCGCCGCGCUCGACACGCAGUGCGACUCGCUGCGGGCGCGGGCGUCGGCGCGCGACGAGGAGCAGGAGCGCACGCUGGGCGAGCGCGAGGACGCGGCGGUGGCGCGCGCGUCCCUGCUCGCCGACCACGAGACACUGCAGCGGCUGCACGAGCAGCUGAGCGGCGAGUACGAGGCUCUGCAGGGGCUGUACGCGACCAGCAAGGGCGCACACAAGCAGCUGAAGUCCGACCACCGCGAGCUGAAGCGAUUCUACGAUGAGCUGGUCAGGGAGAAGGAUGAGGUAGACGAGAUGAAGACCUCUCUGUCCAGUGAGCGGGAAUCUCUCAAGUCCAUGAGCAACCUGCAUCUGGACUAUAGCACUCUGAAGGAGACGCAAACACGGUCCCAGCAUAGCUAUGACAAGCUAAGGGGCGACUACCACAGCCUGCAGUCCGACUACAAAACACUGAAGUCUGAGAACAAUGCACUGAAGCUGCGCUACACAGAGCUGCAGGGAGACAUGGCUGAAUGCAGGGAUCAUGCCAACUCUCUCGACAUCGAGCUUGCCAAGUCUGCGAACCGCUGCGAGAUGCUGCAGCAGAUGAAUGCCACGCUAGAGGAGGAGAACAAGACGCUGAUGAACCACAUCUCUGCAUUGCUCACGCAGAACCAGGACCUGCUAUUUCAGACGCUCGAGAGCAAGGACCAGUUCUACGAGGAACAGCGCGCCUUCUCAGACAAGCUGAAUACGCUAAAGAGGCAGAAGGAGAAGCUGGAAGAGAAGAUUAUAGAUCAGUACAAGAAGAUGGCAUAUGAUGCGUCAGCAUCGCCUAAAAAGAAUACAAAGAAGUUUGGAGGAAUUGUGAGGAAGGCUAGAGGAUUCAUGUCCAGGAAUAACAACCUGGCAAUCUCUGGACCUGUAAAUAUACCCAAGCAGACGCGGGAGGUGCGGGAGGUGUGCGUCGGCAAGCACGGAUCGCCCGAGCUCUCCGACGGACAGGACACGUCUUCGCAGGGAUCUGCCGACCUGAUGCCCGUUGCAGGCUUGAUGUCGGAGCGCUCGGUCGACGACCCGUCCUACGCCGCCGACGUCGUCGUGCUGAGCCGACGCGCAAAGCCGCUGACGUCCGCGCAGCGUGAAGCUCGCAAGUCAUUGCCGCCGGAGCAGACGGAGCCGCCGCAGCAGCCGACAUACAACGUGAAAGAGAGUUUUUCCAGCGAUGACAUACAAUCCGUGUCCUAUCGCUCCCGUUCCCGUGACAACAGUGACUCGUCACGUGAUCUGCGAGUUAUCAGUGUAUACGACAACGUACCACCAGAGGACAUGCCGAACGACGCCGACCAGGAGCCGAGGCGAUCGUCCGCGCAGCCGGCGAUGCGGCCCAGCAACACGUUCAGCACGGGCAGCGAGCUGAGCAGCGUUGCCAAGGCAACGUCGUCGGCGAGUCUGCGCAGCGUCGCCGAGGAGCCGCCGCCGCUCGACGCCGUGCGCACGUCGACGCCGAAGCUGUCGGCCGAGCGUCGGCUGAGGCAGUUGACUGCCGGUCAGCCGGUCACAGGUUACGACAGCGACUCCAAGUAUGGCCGCUCGAGCAGCACGCCGCGUCGCGAGGCGCCGCCGGACGCCGUCAGCGUGGAGCGGCGCCACAAGAACGGCGACAAGUGUUCGAAUCUCGCGCGCGUCGCCGAAAGCAACGGUACGGGCGGCGGCGCCGAGGCGGCGGCCGGCGCAGGAGGAGAAGGAGGAAGCAAGCGCGACGGCGUCUACCUGGAGGAGGGGGAUGCUGAGAGCGGGGAGAAGACGAAGGACGGCAAGCCGCCGAACUCGGUGUGGUACGAGUACGGAUGCGUGUAGUCGGCGAGGCGCGCGGCAGCCGAGAGUCACCGUCUACAGGGCUAGCACAACCAUCGUGUAACCGCACGCUCUCGUUUUCGCUCUCUCUCUCUCUCUCUCUCCCAACGUGUAACCCCACAUAUUGCUGUUCUAUUUAACAACGCGUAAGCCCAACGCACAGCUGCAGUCUUAAUAUUAGUUGUGAUAGAGCGUGCGUGUUUGUAAAACGUUUAACGCGACGCUAGAAGUCGCUGUCGUUGUAGAGAAGUCGGUGGGGGGGGGACGAAGACGAAUUUACAUUCGCUGGGAACGAUCAAAGUAAUGGCUGUAUCUUAGGUAACCGUAUGCUAGCACGUACCACAACGACGCUCAUACUCACUGCUUAGAGAUUCAAGCUGCAGUCGCCGAAAUCGCAGCGUGGUAAUGCGGCAGGUGGAAAUCCACGUACCUGUGCGCGUGUUACUCGUGACGUGUUUACGCUGUUUGUACGCAUCGUAGGUGUACAAAUAUGUAAUUGGUAGAUAUAUGCUAGCGACGUGUCCAUUUGUAUAUGCGUCUUUACGGCGGUUGCACGUAAAGUAAUAUAUGGGCGUAUUUCCACGUAGUAGCCAUAGCAUGUCGUGUAUAUUUGCUUGUACGGUUUGAAACGAACGGCUAUGCUCGAUGUAUAGUGAGGUAGUAUUGCGUGCGUAUAAGUGUGAUUUUAUGCAAUUCUGACGUUUGUAUAAAGGUUUCCCUAUAUGAUUUUUUUAUAUAGCAUUUUGUCUGUGAUUUGCAAAAACAAAAUAAUAUGUUUGUUCUUUUAGUUAAACGUGAGGCAGUUAUGGAAAUGACUGUUGGCAGUCGUGAAAGUUUACACGCAUGAAAUUCUGUACGGUGUUACGUUGGUUAAAAAACUGCAGUCUAGUAGUCACCCCCCCCCCCCUACACGCGCAAUUUGAAUAUACACGUGUAAAAAUACGAAGGCAUUUUUACGAUUUGAUGUACUAUGAAAUCAGUAUUGUCAGUUGAUUUUACGUCGGCAUGGUCACUACUUACCUGUAUGCUGAGCAUGUAAGAAAAAUUUUAGUGAUAUAUAUUUACGCACUUUUAAUACUCUGCACUAGUCUGCUGAGAAGUCCCGCUACUAGUUUUUGAUCUGAACAUGUAAUUCUGUUAGAUAGUCUUAUUAAGGGAAUGAAGGGGGAGCGUCGGAUGAAAUUACAUCAUGCGAGAGAUACGGUGAGUGUUAAUUCGCUAAAUUAUGUACAAGCGCAGAACUAAAUCACAUCUAUGUGUCAUCUCCGAACUGUUUACAUUGAAGUGUUAGUACAAGCAUAAUCACGAUGAUGAUUAAGUUCGAGCCUGAUUACAUACGAGCGCGUUUCAGACACACACGUGUUCGGGUUGCCAUCUGGUUAAACGAGUCUAGGAGAAUUCGUGCGUAUGGCGUGAAUUUUAAAUUCUGUGCAGUUGUAUUUGUUCACACGUUGCGCUUAUAUUACUAUAUAUCAACACAUAUACACUAAUGUAUGCAGUACGUGUAGUAUUGUGUGAUCGUGAUUAAGCCUUGUAGGGGAAAGUCUGUAAGCUAGCUACUUCUACCGAAGCGCUUCUACUUCGUUGGCGAGUAAACAAAUGAGAAAAUGUUCGCUUUUUCUGUACGUGUUUGUGCGUGUAUGUGUGUUUGUAUGUAGAUUAAUAGUGUGGUAACGCUGUUUUGUGCAAGUAAAUAGUGCGCGCUGGUAAUCAUGUAUAGUACGCCCAUUUGUUUCUGGUGAUAACUGGCUGCCUAUAGCUCGAACAUUUGUUUUGCACGGCGCCUUAAUUUUAAAUAUUGUACAUUAUUUCGAUAAUGAUACGACGCGUUUUGCAGCACCUUUGUGAUUUCUUUGUUUUCCAGCGAUGUUUAUUAUGAACAGUGGUGUGCGUGAGAGAUCUCGUAGUCUGCUUGUGUUGCGAGUCUUAUACUGUAUAUUUGUACAGCGUGUCUCCGUGUAAUUAUUGGUGAUAAGCCUUAGUUUAUAGUUUUAACAUCUCGAGUUUUUUUUAAGGAGAUUACAGUUGCGGUAUUUCUUAAAGGCCUCCAUGCAUGCGUUGUUUCGACACGUGCAGCCAUGUUAGAAGAUAUAUGCAAGAUAUGUUCACUACCUAAUUUUGAGUUCGUAUACAGAUGUAUGUCUGUGAGUGAUCUAUCAAGCAGCAGAAGUGUCACAUUGGAUCAUUACUAUUUGCCAGUCUGUUUUAUUUGGAUGCUACCUGUCUCUUCUCUGUUGAAAUGCCUUCAAGAGUUUGGCAGCCGUACUAGAGUACGUAAUCGUCAUUUCAUUUCUUCUAAGAGAAAGGGCAAUUAGUAUAAGAGCCACCCGAAAACAUCCUGCUGGUCGAAAGAUUACAAACCGCUCUACGGACGAAUUGGAAAUAUUAGCUCCCCUUUAUAUUAUAAAAAUUAUUGCAUUUUGCAAAACACUAGUGAAAUUAUAGCGUAAUAGAGUUGGCACGACGCAUAGAGUGCAUGUAGCUGCCACGUUUAUACAGUCAUCCCAACAAUCACACCUAAUUAAGUAUUACCUGUGGUAAGCACAUAAUGUAAUUUACCCAGAUAGAUCUCAUUAAAUAUGGUAAUGAAUUCAU
Priapulus caudatus is the source of this 7903-nucleotide messenger RNA. RefSeq names its product girdin-like. Lineage: Eukaryota; Metazoa; Priapulida; Priapulimorpha; Priapulimorphida; Priapulidae. Gene Ontology annotation, biological process: cytoskeleton-dependent intracellular transport; cytoplasmic microtubule organization. Gene Ontology annotation, cellular component: cytoplasm; centrosome. Gene Ontology annotation, molecular function: microtubule binding; dynein light intermediate chain binding. The transcript has 33 exons. The record is from RefSeq and is a predicted model, not a curated record. The coding region runs from base 269 to 5311 and encodes 1680 amino acids.